CGCACAGCCAAACAAAAAUACAGGGGAAGAUGUCAACGGCCCAGCACUCCGUUGUACUUUGAAUCGCUGCAAUCGUACAACGCGUAGUCGACAGAGACAUGGACAAUCUAGACGAUGUCCUGGUUAAUGUGCUUGAGAAGCGCCUGGGGCGAGCUGUCUGGGAAAAAAUAACAAGUUUGAAUCACUUGGAUCCUAGAAUGCUGGAUGCUUUAUGUGAUGAGUUGGUGCAGGAAGUGAGUCUCUCCAAAGAGAUGUCAGAGUUAAAGAAUAGCUUUCUUCAUCAGGAUGGUGAAGUAUUCAGUUUGGAGAAAGCAUCUAACAAACCUCACGACACAGCUCUAUGUGAAGACGAUUUCAAGUGGAGGAAUAAUGAUAGUGCAUGUUCCAGUGCAAAUGUGAGCCCAAGGAAUGAACGCUCUGCUAAUGUUUAUAAGCGUGGAAGAACUGGCAAUCAUAGUUCUGGUCAGCGCAUGCAUGCCUUGGAAGUGCUUCUUAGGGUUCCAGUGAGUGAGAUUGUGGGUUCUGCAAACUGGCCCCAACUUCAACAAGAACUCUGUGAAAGCUUGAGAGAUGACAACUGGCUAGUGUUCAUGCAGGUUCUAAAAGUUCUCGCAAGAAUUUCAUCCUCUGCGUCCUUUGGUCCAGUUAGUGAGGGGUUCCUCAGUCUUCUAGAGGGUCUAACGCUGUACUAUCUAACCAGACACCUGCACCAAGAGUUACCGAGUGCUCUACAUGGGCUUGAGUUUGAUAAUGCUGUGCACAUACGAAUCAUAUUAAUUUCUCAGUGUCUUCUUCAGAUUUUAAACGAAGUUCCUGGAAAGUGGAUUCGGUAUGGUGAGAAACGCUCCCAAGAAAUUGUUGAUAAUUUUAUAGAUCUGUUAUCCAUGCAUACACAUCACCAUAGAUCACUCACAACUGAUCAGAGCAAAGAUGUCUUAUAUCCAUUUCAUAUAUUUUCUGUCUUGGACCCAGAGGCAAAGUGGUGUGCAAGCGUCAUGCAUGCAGCAUUUGGCAGAAAUAUCCUUAUGAAAUGCAUAUUAAAGUCAGCAAGCCUCAUACGAUUCAUACUGGAAGAAAUAUUAAUUUGGUUGAAGAGUCAAAUUAAGUUAUCAGAGGGUGUAACUGCUGUUUAUGAGUACGGAAAAAAUGGGAAUAUGAAUGUUAAUAUGAUCAACUUGACAGUAUUUCUUCACUGCAUCUCUCUUUUAGAGUUAUUUGUGAAUAGUGACAAGGGCUACCUGUUGUUUCCUGUCUUAACGAGUAUUCAUGAAGAAGCUGUUUCAGUGUACUCAGUGCUUCUAAAACUAUUAGAAUUCCUCAAUAAGAUUGCUUGUGAGCCUAGAACAAGGCAUAGUCAAAAGUUAGUGCGAAUGUUGGAAAAAAUUUGUGCUUCCCUCAUUGUUAGUCGAUGUUCUCGCAUUCUUCAUGGUAGUAGUGCAGAACUACUUCAUUUACUUUUAGAGGCAUCAAAUAGAGUUGAUAAUUCAGCACUUCAUAUUCACAACAUCAAUAUUUUAAACAAAAUUUCAGAAUGUCCUGCAGCAGUGAAAUGGAUGUUGGGACGACCCAUAAGAAGGUCUCGGGAGGGAAUCUCUCGAUUGUCAUUAUCUUCAGCAAGUAGUUCUAGUGGUAGAGAGAGCAUUCUCACCAAUCGUACUGCUUGUAUUGCUAGAAGAAUUGCUAAGGCAACCACAGUUGCUGUGCGAGAUAGAAACAGAUUCACCUCUGAGAAUAUUUCCCCAGUAUGUCAACUUCUGGCUAUUAGUGAAAAACUUUUUAGUAGUCCUGAAGGAUAUCUUGUGCUAGAAUCCUGUGAAGGGCAGCUGAUUCCUUUGGCUGGGCAACUUUUGAUUCAUAUAAAAAAUAUUAUGUACAGCUCUGAUGUAGGAUUAUUAUCAAUUCAAAGGAGCCUUGAAGCAUUUUUAAUAGGAAUGACAACUACUCCUCUGGGAUUCAUGGCUGUUUCUGGAGUGGAAGGUCUUCUGAAAUGUAUAGUUGACUCGUAUGCAGAAAGUCCAAUUCUUGAAAAACGCACUAAUCCACAAUUUCAUCACUUAUUACAACUAUCAACACUGGUGCCAAACAUUAAAAUAAAUGUACAAAGGAAAAGCUUGAUGAAGUAUGCCUUGAAUCAGCUGUGGUCAUCCCUUGAUGCCAAAUCAGAAUGGAUGUGGAAAGAGGAGAAAAAACAUUUUCUAACAAAUGUAAUGAGCAUUUGUUCAUCCCCUUUGGUUGUUUUAGAGCUGUUGGAGGACUCAACUGAAGAUGAUGAUCUGAGUGAAAGCAGUACGCUUGUUGAAGAACUGGAGCCUUUGUCAUUGAAAGAACUCCUUCAGAGAGGGUUGCAGCCUUCUAGAGAUCCUAGUAAUUGUCAUGUGAAUGAAGUAGCUCUUGACAUUUUACACCCUCUUGCACAUAGUGCUGAAAUUGCUAUUGUGCUUGAAGAAAAAUUAAAGCUUACAGAAUCUAUUGAACGUAUACUGUCUGAAGCUAAAGUAAAGGAAUUUGCCAAUGAUUUGAAUAAGGAGCCAUCACCACGUAAAACACAUUACAUUACUGAUGAAAAUGCACGUUCAUGUAGUCAUUUAAUAACAAUUGUAAAUCAGCUCAGAGAUUUUUCCUCAUGCAAUCUGCUAACAUUUCCUCAAAGUCCCAGAAGCCCUAGAACCCAUGCUUACACAAGUCGCCCUCGAGUUCAAACUGAUUUACAGAGAUUUUUGCAAGACACUCGGCAUGGCCUACAUGAUAAUAUGUGGUUGUCACAUGCAAGACGUGCUUACCGAGCCUCAUCUCGUUCAGAAUUAAAGGUGCCAGUACUACUUGACCUUUUGGACCAGGUACUCCUAACACAGCCAUGUUCUGCAUCUUCAGAAUCUCAAUCCCGAUGGCCAACAAAUGCUGCACCACCCUCACUCUCUCCACAGAUGUUACAAGCUAUUGAAAUGAUAAUUAGGUAUGGUUGCCACAUGAAGGUUCUUGGUGCCAAUAUGGUAAACCAGCACACUGACCAACUUGCUCAACUUCUCUAUCAAGCUAAACUAUUUUUAGGCCUUCAAAAUUCAAUUGACUAUUUUGAUUGGUUUGUCUCUUCUGUAUUCCUCAUGUGUUCUGGUAACAUAGAUAAGAGUCGAAGUAUUUUGCAUAGAGUAGCAAUACUACCAACUGGUUCUUUCGUUUGGCCUAUGGUGUCUCCAAAUGCCACACAACCAACAGCAGCCAUCAGUCAUCACUUACAGAGCUUGCUGGCAGAAUAUGUUCCCAAGGCGUACAACUUUCUUCUUGAGAUGGGUAUUCCAUGGUGGCUAAUUGUACGAAGGCUAACCCAUCAGGCUUCCAUACCAGCGAUGCCUUUAUCUCAGCUUCCGCACAUGAUAGCGCUCUCUGCCUUACACUCAUGGGAGUAUUACAACUACAUGCACACAGCAAUUCUUGCCCAUAUUCAGCCAGCACUCCUAGAUUCUUCUCCACAGUCCUCUGCUCUAUCUCUUCUAACAGAUAUUAGGUUGGAUACUUUUAGUGUUGGAGAUUAUUUGCCAUUCAUGGACAAGAUAGCAAAACUAAACCGUCCACAACUUGUGAGAGAUCGUAUUGCCACAGCAACACUAUGAAGAAAAAAAAAAGAAAGUAGGGUACCAUUUACAUGAUAUGAUACUUGUUCACUCCUCGCAUAUGAGUCCAAUCCAAAGUGAUAAUGUUAUUGUAAAAACUUUGUCGCAUUUAUAAGGGUUUUUAAAACACAUUUUAUAAAAUAAAUAUAAC
Messenger RNA from Frankliniella occidentalis (western flower thrips), 3759 nucleotides. Its product is annotated as protein broad-minded-like. Lineage: Eukaryota; Metazoa; Arthropoda; Insecta; Thysanoptera; Thripidae. Bases 99 to 3608 code for a protein of 1169 amino acids. The transcript has 10 exons. The record is from RefSeq and is a predicted model, not a curated record.